AUGCCCCCAGUGGCGCCUCCUAGGACUUCGUCCAACCAUUAUAACACAUCCAGCGGUACUUCCGGCUCGAAGAGGCGCGACUACACCGACGAAAGGUCCACCGCUUCGUCUCGUCGCGGUGACCACGAAACCUCACGGUCGGCCGAUAUAAACGGCAGCAAUACAGCCCACGCCGAAUCAGCCGCUUCGCGAAGCCGGAGAUCUCAUCACCACGCCGCCAUGGCCCAAAGCUCCUCACGUGGAACGUCCAGCCCGCGUGACGGCCAAGGGCCCGGGGACAUGGCCGGCCUCCCUAUUCGAUCACGCGAUGCAUCCCAUCCCACGACGCCGUCGCAGAGGCAACCCUCCCGCGAGGCCAGCGAGGUCCUAAACAAACUCGUCGUUUCUUAUCCCGAAAACGACGUCCAGCGCGAAAAGGCGCCACCCCCGCCUAUCAUCGCCCUGGCAGAGCGUGAUGACAACCGUCGGGGUGGCAGACAUCACGCCGCCCGAAGAGACAAGGUAGUCAAGUUUAGCGACUACUAUCUGGGCAACACUAUUGGAGAAGGCGAGUUUAGAAAGGUCAAGCUCGGCUGGAAACAAGAUAGCGGCAUCCAGGUCGCUAUUAAACUGAUCAAACAAGACACCGUCGGGAGCAAUCCCUCUCGACUAGCCAAGAUUCAUCGUGAGAUUACCAUCCUUCGCGGCAUCCAACAUUCUAACAUUAUCCGGUUACACGAGAUAGUGGAAACCGGGAGGCAUAUUAGAAUCAUUCUCGAGUACGCUUCGGGCGGCGAGCUGUUCGACUAUAUCUUAACCCACCGCUACUUGAAGGAUAACGCCGCCCGGCGACUUUCCGCUUAG
Molecule: messenger RNA, 843 nt
Organism: Sodiomyces alkalinus F11
Lineage: Eukaryota; Fungi; Ascomycota; Sordariomycetes; Glomerellales; Plectosphaerellaceae
Product: kinase-like protein
Exons: 3
Coding region: 1-843 (280 amino acids)
Biological process (GO): protein phosphorylation; microtubule cytoskeleton organization; intracellular signal transduction
Cellular component (GO): cytoplasm
Molecular function (GO): tau-protein kinase activity; protein serine/threonine kinase activity; ATP binding
Source: RefSeq, a predicted model, not a curated record